CUGCGGGACAGCGACGGCGCCCGGGCCGAAAGCCUCACUAAGGGUCAGGCUCGGUGCCGCCCGCCUACCGGGUCAGCGCCCGCACCUUCCCGCACCUCCGCCGGCCUCGGCCAACGGACGUGGGGGGCGGGGCCCUCGCCGCGACUUCCGGGAAGGUGGGCGUGGUCAGGGUGUCUAAGCCAAUGACAAUGCGGGGGCGGGGCCUCAAUAGAAGCAGGAAAUGGCGGCGGCCGCGGAGUCCGUGAGUGCGGCGGGGCGGGGCUUGGUUGUGGCUCCUCCUUCGCCCGCCCCCUGAGCUCCCUGGCAGGGGCGGGGGUCUCGGGGUUCGCGGCUGGGUGUCCAGACGCCGAGGCUGGUGUGGAGAAGGGCCCCGCUCGCCGGGGCAGAGGCCGGACAGGUCCGGGACACCGGGGGCUGGCCCUGCACAAGGACGCCCCACCCGCGCCUGGCUCCCCCGGUCUGCUCCAGUUUGCCUUGGCGAGUAACCGCGGCCAGGCCCCUUCCCUCGGCCCCGCAGCGCGUGAAGUCUCGCCCGUCCCGGCCCCAAUGCCCUCCUUUGUGGCUUCCUCUCCCCAGCCGCCCGCCCGCCGCCAUGCUGCCCCUGCUGCCCCUGCGCCUGUGCCGGCCGUGGCCCCGCAGCCCUCCCGCCCGGCUCCUCGCCACGGCCGCCCGGCAGCGGUCUGGCCAGAGUAACUACUAUGAACUGUUGGGGGUGCACCCGGGUGCCAGCGCUGAAGAAGUUAAACGAGCUUUCUUCUCCAAGUCCAAAGAGCUGCACCCUGACCGGGACCCCGGGAACCCAUCCCUGCACUGCCGCUUUGUGGAGCUGAGCGAGGCAUACCAGGUGCUCAGCCGCGAGCAGAGCCGCCGCAGCUACGACCACCAGCUCCGCUCAGCAACUCCCCCAAAGUCUCCAGGAGCCACAGCCCAUCCCAGCAGCUCCUGGGCACCCCCCAAUGCACAAUACUGGGCCCAAUUUCAUGGCGGGAGGCCUCAGGGACCAGAGUUGAGGCAGCAACAGCGGAAACACAACCAGCGCGUGCUGGGGUACUGCCUCCUGAUCAUGCUGGCAGGCAUGGGCCUGCACUACGCUGCCUUCAGGAAGCUGGAGCAGGUGCACCGUAGCUUCAUGGAUGAAAAGGAUCGGAUCAUCACGGCCAUCUACAAUGACACGCGGGCCCGGGCCAGGGCCAACAGAGCCAGGCUCCAGCAGGAGUACCGGCAGAGGCAGCAGCUGCAGCCGCCACCUGGGCCUCCCCCAGGCCCGGGGAUCGCGCCCCCGAGCACCAGCCCCUGAGGCGCAUCCCUGGAUGGGACCUCCUGGGCGUCCCCUCCCGGGACUCCCGACUCCCCGAAAUGCGUGCAAUAAAAUGAUUCUCAGA
Equus quagga is the source of this 1382-nucleotide messenger RNA. It is a transcript of the gene DNAJC4, whose product is annotated as DnaJ heat shock protein family (Hsp40) member C4. The record is from RefSeq and is a predicted model, not a curated record. Lineage: Eukaryota; Metazoa; Chordata; Mammalia; Perissodactyla; Equidae. The transcript has 6 exons. The coding region runs from base 593 to 1297 and encodes 234 amino acids.